UUAUUUGUAAAGGUGUUUACUGUCUACAAUAACACCGUGUUGUUCUUUUUGAUUGUCCAAAGCCACAAGUGGGGAGUUGCACAGUUAAAGUGUACCCCCCUUUUACAUCUGCGACAUAAACUUCAUCGAACAUAUAACAAGUGAUUCUUAGUUUACUCCACGUUCAAUCAGAAAACGUGUUUGUUCUUAGAGCUACUCUUUAUUAAAUAAAUAAUUUUAAAACGAGAUGUGAUUUAUAAAAUAAUUUUUAUUACGCUAUUUCUAGAUAUUUUUGUCACUGUGCUUAGUCAAAAUUAAGCUGGAAGAAUUCAAAAAUAUUUUUUUAGUAGUUAAUAAAUAAGUUAAAAUGGUGAAAUUUAAUUUAAAAACACUUUUAUGGAUAAAUUUUAUUUUUUUAAGUCAAGCUGCGAGGAAAACAGUGCAUAUUACCCCGACAUCUGCAUUAGAUCUCAAUGAUAAUGAUAUUAUCAGAGUAUUUACACACAACAAAUCAAAUCCAAGGGAUUUUGAAAAUUUGACAAUUGCUGUUAAAGAUACCGAAGAAAUUUUUUAUCUUGACGGCAAAACUGAUUCUUAUGGGACAGGAAAUGGAGAAACUCAAGAGAUAAAUACUCUCAUCAAAAUAGUUCCUGAGUUUGAUUUAAGUGUGGAGAAUGUAAGCGCGCAGUGUCGGAAGGACUCGGAGUUAUUUAAGCGUGAACUGAGAAAGAUGAGUCUUUGGGCUGUGAAGAUGUACGAUGCGACAGCUAAAAUACCAUCGGGGUUGCUCAGUGGUAAUGUAAAUCAGCUGGGUGAUUUUGACGAGUGUCUGAGCGUUAAUUCGCCGGCAGAGGAUCAAUUAUACGGGCAAAUUACCGGGCAGUAUUGUUUGGUUUAUCUGCAAAUAAAUAUUGACAAGUCCCGGCCUGAUUUGACGUAUCUUCAUCGCCUCACACACUCUCACUACGCAUUUAGGAGUAAUUUAACAGAUCCAGGCCACAGGGUACCGCGUUUCAGCACUGUUAACUGGGCGGUGUGCGCACCAGCUAGCUGUUCACCUCAAGAUGUUGAAACAAGCUUCAAGGAUAAGCUCGCUAAGUACACAACAGGGACUGGUCUUGACGUAACCAUCAGAGUCGACCGUGAAAUGUGCCAAGUUCAAAGGACCAAGUCACUUCCUAUUGCGACAAUCAUCGUCGGCAUUUUCUUCGCUGGCGUUAUAAUUCUCUCUAUUGUUAGCGCUGUUUGUGAUCACUACAAUGUUUAUGCUAAUGAGAUCUUACUGUCGUUUUCCCUGAAACGUAAUUUCCGUAAGCUUAUAUCAUUACAACGCAGUCAGAAUGACAUAGCAACUGUCCAUGGUGUAAGAGCAAUUAAUGCGCUGAUGUUAAUAGUAGCGCAUAAAAGUAUGGCUAUUUUUUUUUAUCCUUAUGCCAACAGAACUACUAUGGCAGAGUAUCUUGGUCAGCCUUGGACAGUAUUAGGUCGAGCAGCCAGUCUUUAUACAGAUCCUUUUAUCAUGCUGUCAGGACUUUUGACCACUUAUUCGCUUGUACAGCAAUUAGAUAAAUCAGGAAAAAUUGAUAUUAAAAAAGAAUAUUUAUCAAGAUUACUCAGAUUGGUCCCAACUUUAGGGGCGUUAAUACUUUUCUGCACUUUUAUAAUGCCGUACAUUGGUUCAGGACCUCAGUGGAACUUGGUAGUAACUCAUCAUGCAGAAAUUUGCAAAAGAACUUGGUGGAGAAAUUUAUUAUUUAUUCACAACUAUUUUGGAUUUGAAAAUAUGUGUUUGACGCACACACAUCAUGUAGGCAUUGAUACUCAACUAUUUGCAUUAUCUCCAUUAAUGAUAUUGACACUGUACAAGUGGCCGAAGUUUGGAGGACUUACACUUGCUAUUAUCGCUUUAUUAUCAACAGGAUUACGAUUUUACGUUACUUAUUACAAACGUCUUAGUAAUUAUGUUUUCUUCGGUACAUCCAUACGACAGUUGUUUGAUACAGCAAAUCUUUCAUACAUAUUGCCAUCUCAUCGAUUGACUGUUUAUAUAAUUGGAAUUUACCUCGGUUACUUGCUUAGAAGAUACCCCAAAGGAUUAAAAAUAAACAAGUCGAUCAUUAGACUCGGCUGGAUGGUGACCUCUUUAGCAGCUCUUGCUGCCUUCUUAGGACCUGCUGGUAUGGGUUCCAUCCACUACGUCUACGAUCCAAUACACGCAGCAGCUUAUAACGCUUUCGCUCCAAUCGGUUGGUGUGCGUUAUUUGCCUGGAUUGUUGUUGUUUCUCAUACAGAUAACUCUACAACAUCGCUCACAAGAUUCUUCGGAUGGAGAGGCUUUCUAGUCAGCACAAAAUUGAGUUAUGCUGUUUACUUAACGCAGUUCCCGGUAUUUUUCUACAAUGUCGGUGUAACUCGUACUUCAGAGACGUAUGAAUUCGUUAGAAUGCACUUCAAUUUUAAUGAAAUUUUUUGGAUUAUUACAACAGCCGCUGUACUUACACUUUUAUUUGAUACUCCUUUUCAAAAUAUUAAAAAUUAUUGUUUAAAAUCUAAAUCAAAAGACUCUAAGGCUAAUGAAGUAAUUUAUAAAAAUGUUAAAGUCGAAUAGAUUUUAGUUAUUUAAGCGUGUACAUAGAUCUAGUUUACCUUGCCUUAAAAAGCAAAAAAUUUAUUUAUAAGAUAAAUUGUGUUAGGGAUUGUAAAUAUUUUUUUUUAAGCUAUUGUAAUUGAUUGCACACAAUAAUUCAUUUAUAUUGUUUAUUUUGAUACAAUCACGAUUAAAUAAAUGACAUUAAUUAUUAAUUACUUUCUUCUGUAAGCGUUAUAAUGAUAUUCAUUAUUACACAUAAUAACAAGAGUAUUUUGUGGGCACUAAUUAAUUAUUAUUGCGCACAAUUAUCACGUUGAAAAGUCUAAUUCAAUAUAACUUUAUAACUGGAUACGUUAUUUACAAGCUUACGCGGUAAUUUUAAAUGAGUCUUUAAUUAUUAAAUUAAUUAUAAUUGUUAAUUAUUAAAAAA
Cotesia glomerata is the source of this 2999-nucleotide messenger RNA. Its product is annotated as nose resistant to fluoxetine protein 6-like. The record is from RefSeq and is a predicted model, not a curated record. Bases 347 to 2587 code for a protein of 746 amino acids. Lineage: Eukaryota; Metazoa; Arthropoda; Insecta; Hymenoptera; Braconidae. Gene Ontology annotation, molecular function: acyltransferase activity, transferring groups other than amino-acyl groups. The transcript is spliced from 12 exons.